Messenger RNA from Colletotrichum spaethianum, 1143 nucleotides. RefSeq names its product 1-aminocyclopropane-1-carboxylate synthase-like protein 1. Gene Ontology annotation, molecular function: pyridoxal phosphate binding; transaminase activity. The transcript is spliced from 4 exons. NCBI's taxonomy places the organism in Eukaryota, Fungi, Ascomycota, Sordariomycetes, Glomerellales, Glomerellaceae. The record is from RefSeq and is a predicted model, not a curated record. Gene Ontology annotation, biological process: biosynthetic process; amino acid metabolic process. The coding region runs from base 1 to 1143 and encodes 380 amino acids.
AUGAAGCAAAAUCCAUACGAUCCUAGCAAAAAUCCCAAGGGCAUAUUAGACCUGGGUUCUGCUAUCAACGAGUUGAUGCUUGAUGACCUGUCAGAAUGGACGAAACGGAACGUCAAGAAAAGCCAGCUGAAGGACAAUAAUCAAGGCUAUCUCAACCUACCGAAAGCCGCCGCGGAAUUCAUGAACGAACACUUUCGAGUUCGCCUCCCACUUACUAGCGAAAACAUACUCGUGGCAAACGGUGUGACGACUCUGCUGGACACCCUGACAUAUAACAUCAUGGAUGAAGGGCAAACCAUUCUCGUCCCCACACCAAGCUCUGGCAUAUUUGCGCAUGAUGUCUGGGCGAGAAACGGCGUCCAUGUGGUCGAAGUUCCAUGCGACGACAUCCCCGAAGAGCGGUUUUGGGGACCCCCACCAGAAAAUGACGGCCCUAUCCAGACCCCGGAGCUAGUCAGCCGUCUCCAGGCAGCCAUCGAGGCUGAGCUGGAUCAGAAGCGCACAGUUGGAGGCAUUCUGCUGGCCAACCCUGACGACCCGCUAGGCCGUUGUUACGCAGCCCACGUGCUGUUGCAGGUGUCACAGCUAUGCGCAAAACACAAUGUUCACCUAAUUGUCGACGAGAUCUACGCCGUGAGCGCAGGGGACCGCUUUUCAAGCAUUCUAAGUUUGGGUCUGGACGUGAACUUCAAAAAUGUCUAUGUUCUAUGGGGGAUGUGCAAGGAUUUCGGUCUAGGUGGGCUUGGGAUAGGCUUCCUGGCAACCUAUAACAAAAAGGUCCAUGAUGCCAUGAGGGCUUUGAAUAUGCUUGGAGGAGUCUCGUCGUUCAGUGCAACAGUGGCAGAGAAGCUGUUGUCUGACAGCAAGUACCUCCGGAAGCAUUACCUCCCAUUGUUCCUCCGACGAUUGAGCAAGAGACGGAAUAUCGUCGAAGAAGCGCUUGACGAUUACGGCAUUCCAUAUGAGAAGCCCGAAGCUGGAUUUUUCGUUCUUGUCAACCUGUCAGAGUGGGUGGAGGUGUACUCACAAAAGCAUGGCAAAGGGGGCGAUUCAGCAUUCCUGGAACUGCUGAUGAAGCAGCGUGUCUUCCUUGAACCCGGUGAAGUAAUUUCAUCCUUCCAAACCUCGCUCUUAAGUGAAUAA